CUUAUUCUUAUUAAUUUUGUCACAUCCAUGUUACGUUUGAACUAUCCAUCAUAUUACUCAAGAAUACUUGACGAAAAGGAACGAAGGCCUUAUUUUCUAAACCGAUUCAAGCCGACAACAGCCAGGCCAGGUGUGACAAUCUACUGCCAAGAUCGGAGCGGGCACUUUGCGAUAGGCCUUCCGUCAGAAUACACGUUGUAAAAGGCUGCAUGAGUCGUUUCCCCGAGAAGUCGGACCGCCGUUGAUUAUUAAACGUUAAACUGAGGAUUGUUGUCUUGAAUUGUCGAAGACAAGUUUAUACACAAAGAGAGAGAGAGAGAGAGAGUUUAUUCUAUAAAUCUGGCUUACGGUUAUACGUUUGGCGCCCAUUGUUAUAUAUUUAAAUAUUAAUAAAGAGCCCUGACGGCCACGGACCCGGUCGCGUCAGGUGAGGGCUAUUGCUUAAAUUAAUUAUAUAUCAAGUUACUAUUAUUUAUUAAGUCGAACAGCCCGUCUCAGAUGACAAAUAAAACUCGUGAAAUUGAGGAACGAAAAAUCAAAGUGGACGGUAUCGAAAUAAAUUACGUCAAAACCGGAAGAGGUGAUCAUCUGGUGUUAUUGUUACCUGGCGGAUUAGGAACGAUAUGGACUAAUUAUAAGCCGCAGAUCGAAAAUCUAAAUACAAACAAGUUUACCAUACUAGCAUGGGACCCACCUGGUUAUGGAAAAUCGCGACCACCCGACAGAACUCUUCCGGACGAUUUCUUUCAACGUGACGCAGUAUUGGCUCAUAAUCUGGUACAGACUCUGGGCUACUCAAAAUUUUCUCUGAUCGGUUGGUGCCACGGCGGCAUCACAUCGCUUAUACUUGCCUCAAAAUAUCCUGAUAGCAUUCGUAAGAUGGUGCUUCAUAGUACAAAUGCAUAUCUGCUCCCGGAAGAGAAAGGAAUAUAUGAAAACAUGAGAGAUAUCAACAAGUGGCCGGAAAGAAGGAGAACAACUUUGAUGCAAGUUUACGGCGAGGAUUACCUUACAAAAACUAAUUCGGAUAUAAUAGACGCUAUGCUAAGAUUGAACGAAAAGCAAAAUGGUGACCUGUGCAAACAGGCAUUAUCGAAAAUAAAAUGCCCAACGUUGAUUAUUCAUGGAGGUAAAGAUGACACGGUUUUACCGGAACAUGCGACGUAUCUGAAGCAAAAUAUCGCCAAGUCAAGCAUACAUAUUUUCGAAAAAGGUACACACAGUCUUCACUUAAGAUAUUUUGAAGAGUUCAAUGAUUUGGUGACGAAUUUCAUCCUUGAUCAAUCAAAAUUAUAGUUUCUUUUAAUAAAU
Molecule: messenger RNA, 1311 nt
Organism: Nylanderia fulva
Lineage: Eukaryota; Metazoa; Arthropoda; Insecta; Hymenoptera; Formicidae
Source: RefSeq, a predicted model, not a curated record